Molecule: messenger RNA, 2838 nt
Organism: Thermothielavioides terrestris NRRL 8126
Lineage: Eukaryota; Fungi; Ascomycota; Sordariomycetes; Sordariales; Chaetomiaceae
Exons: 7
Coding region: 477-2807 (776 amino acids)
Biological process (GO): regulation of DNA-templated transcription
Molecular function (GO): zinc ion binding; DNA-binding transcription factor activity, RNA polymerase II-specific
Source: RefSeq, a predicted model, not a curated record
GCUCAGGGGUGGUGGUUGUUAAGCAGCAAGUUGUGCUACUUGUCUGCUGGCUGUUUCCUUGGCUUGUCCCUUCACCCCCCUCCCUCACCCCCCUCGUCGGGCCAGCUCUUCCGCCGCCCGCAGCUGCAUCCAGUACCGUUUCCAGGUGCGCCGGCAGCGCUCUCCAUCCCCUCCUCCGGGCAGUGCUCGUCCGUUAUGGGGAUGAUGCACCUUUGAGAUGCUUGGCUCGGGCUUCACCCGGCCUCGUGUCCCUCCCACGUACGGUUGAUGCCCCUGGAGUGGAUUGUGCCUUACCGUUAGUCGUGGCGGUCUCUGUUCGACUCCGUGACGGCUGUGGUACCCACUCUCCUUUCCCUCUCUCCUACCUUUCCCCCUUCUCCCUCGGCCCUCUGCAUCCCGGGUACCUCCCGACCGAGCACGUCCUGGACCUACGCUUUAGGACCUACCCAACGGGAUAUCCUCCGCCCUUCUUCAUCAUGAAUCCCAAUAUCAGGAAGAGGCGGGCUUACGGCCACCCGGAGGCACCUGCAGAGCCGGUCCUCUCUGGCCUUCCUUUGCUGGCCAGCCACGACACUGUACCACCCUUGGCAGCUGAUCAUCGGUAUAUACUUGAACCCGCACCGCUGCCAUAUGCGCUUCCACCCGGCACCUGGGACGCGAGCUCUCCAGACCAUCAUCCGUACUUUCAGGAGCAAGCGGCCUUGGUCCUCAACGAGCCAUUGGGCUCCUUUAUCAAUUUCGACAGUCCGCCGUACCCAUAUUCCAGUAACAACCCACACCACUUCCUCAAGAAGCCGCGCCUAGAUCAGACCAUUCACAUGCGGGCACCGUGUUCUGGCGAUCUUUGUGCGCAGGAUGGGCAAGAGAAGUCUCCUCCUGCUCUCUCCUCCGGCUGGACUGGCAAGCGGCUGGCUGAUUGUCUUGCGAGCUUUUCUGUGUGUUCCACAUUUGAGCCUCAGCCUUCGUACCAGCCGCUUCUUACGCCUCCGUUGUACGACUACGAUGAUUCUAGGCCGCCGGCUUUGAAUACAGCCAUUGUGUCCGUACAGCCUCAGGCUCAAGCCGCUCUGCUGCCUACUCCCGUCAGUCCAGGCACUACGGCACUAUUCGCUUGCGAUGAUCCUGCGUUGAUGGCUCAGUAUGUCUCCGAUCAUCCACCGCUGCAGCCCAUUCGACCCACGGGACUUCAGCCGGCGAUCACAAGAGAAGAAAUGGUCUACCCAGGCCUUUCGGCAUCGGCCCAGUUCGACGGCAGCGCAGAAAGCCUCCAUGGUGCUUCAGGCCUUGAAAGAGGGCUUCAGCGCCAGCCCUAUAAUGGUGACGUGCCCCUGGGGACAGGCGCAAUCGCUGGUGUGUACGGUGCUGGCCAAGCUUCCACGUCCUAUGCCGGUCACGGCAUCGUCACAGCCCUGCCUUCGCACUCUGUCCCGAUGCACCCCCUCGAUGUCAAACCAGCCGCCGAGCGCGGGGAUGUCCAGGACGGGGGUACACGCCUGGAUUUCUUCCAGGUUCCGAGGACGACUCCUGUCAAACGCGGGCCUUUCAAAGACCAAGACUCCCGGGAGAAAACAGCCCUGACCAGGAAGAUGGGAAGCUGCAUCAGAUGUCGAAUGCAGCGGAUCAGGUGCAACCUUGACCCCGAGAACGAGAGAGGCCCGUGUCUCUCCUGCAAGAAAAUUGCCAGUAGCACUAAGGUUUACCGGCUGAACUGCUUGCGCCUGAAGAUCACGGAUGUGAAGCUGUUCAAGCCGGGCCAAGUCAAGGGGCAAGAGUGGACUAACCGAUGGAAAGACGGCGUGAUGGACGACAUCGGGAACUGGGAAUCGUCCGAGGUGAGAACGAUACACGUCACAGAAGGUUACACGGGCAAAUCGGUCAGGUUGCAGGUUCGACAGUUCAAACCACAGCCCGGCGACAGCCUCGAGCGAAAAUGGGUGUCGAAAAAUGGCACGAGACAAACGGUCCAGAUCCCUGCCUUUGCCAUUGUCAAUCUGGACGACGCCAAAGCUGCCUUUGACCAGUACAUCAAGCUCGGUUUGCUGGGCUGCUGCGACUAUCUGCUCGGCCCGCGAGACGAGCUGCUCUCGCGGACUUAUUCUCUUGCUAUUAGCACGGCGAAGGAUAUCGCAACGCCGCUGUCGGAGAGGAGCCUGCUCAUGACGACUCUCGAUCUCUGGAUGUCGGUCCGUCUGACGACAAAAUCGUUCGAAAUUGUAGGCGACGAUACGCUGGGCAUGCCGCGGGACAUCAUCAAGGAUCAGGAUAAUCCUCUUCACGGGAAGAUUCCGCUGCCACCGGUGAUGGGAGCGCAGAUCGAUUCGGUCAUUAUCCACCAGAUCCAACCUCGACUCCGGCGGAAGACCCUCGAGGAGCUGCAGAAGAUGACGCAGGAGAAGAAGCCAAAGACGUGGCUCACCACGUACCUCGUGACGUUCAUCUUGUUGCACAACAUCGCCCUGAUCACCAAGCACGAUGCAGACUAUGCAAGGAAGCACGGGUUGAACAGGCGGUUCGCCAGAGAGGCCAAUGUCAAGGAGUACAACUUGGGCGCAAACACACUUCUUGCCUACUUCCACUACUGCAACAAGGCGACAUACCCGUUUUCCUCCGAGUGCAAGGACCAGGACCUCCGGGCGCUGGCGGAGCUCGACGAUGAUGCCAUCUCCUUUGUCCACUACACCAGGCAAUUCGUCGCCGAUCACAGGAAGGAAUGGGAGGACUUGUGGAUCCGAGACGACUAUGAGAAUGAGUUCUACUACGUGAGCCAACUCUUCGAGCAAAACUGGCAGCCCCGGACCAUGGCCUAGGUGUCUUGUUUGGCGGGGGAUUUCUCGGCUU